GGUCCUAAUGGAAAACUAGAUAUCGUGCGAGACUUUUGUUUAAGCGGGAAGCGAAGGGAUGGAAAAAAAUUAAUUCAUCUGAAAUGUCGAUCUAUGGCUGUCUGAAUCUGUAAACAUGAUUACCAAUAAGUAAAAGAAGAAACAAACCCUAGAAUAUAGGAACUAUGGAUCGGAUCCUUAAAGCUGCAAGAACUUCUGGUUCUUUAAAUCUAUCUUAUAGAUCUCUCACGAAAGUACCAGAUGAAGUUUACAAAAAUUUGGAGGGGUUAGCAGAUGGUGGAAACUGGUGGGAGAGUGUGGAACUACAAAAAGUGAUUUUAGCUCAUAAUGAAAUUGAAGUUUUGAAAGAAGAUGUUAGAAAUUUAUCCAUGUUAGCCGUCUUAAAUAUCAGUCAUAAUAAGCUAACUCAGCUUCCAGCUGCUGUAGGAGAGCUUCAAAUGCUAAAAUCACUGGAUGUGUCAUUUAACUUGAUAGACAAUAUACCUGAAGAUAUUGGAUCAGCUGCUUCUCUUGUCAAGCUUGAUUGCUCGAACAACAAACUUAAAGAACUCCCAAGCUCCCUAGGAAGAUGCGUAAAUUUGUCAGACCUUAAGGCCUCCAACAAUAGCUUAACAAGUUUGCCGGGAGAUCUGUGCAACUGCUUAAAAUUGGUGAAACUGGAUGUUGAGGGGAACAAAUUAACAAUUUUGUGUGAGAACAAUCAAAUGUCAUGGACAACGCUUACUGAACUGAAUGCUUCCAAAAAUUUGCUGAGCAGCAUCCCAGAAAAUAUAGGAAUUCUUUCACGACUUAUUCGUUUAGACCUCCAUCAGAACAGGAUUACUUCUAUCCCAUCAUCAGUCGCUGGUUGCAGUUCGCUCACCGAAUUCUCAAUGGGGAACAACAUGCUCUCUUCCAUACCGGCAGAAAUAGGGGCUCUCACACAAUUAGGAACACUGGAUCUUCAUUCAAAUCAGCUGAAGGAAUUCCCUGUCGAGGCAUGCAAGUUGCAGGUUUCAGUCCUAGAUUUGUCAAACAAUUCACUCUCAGGACUACCUCCAGAAAUUGGCAUGAUGACAAGUCUAAGAAAGCUUCUGCUCGUUGGUAAUCCGAUGCGAAGUCUUCGAAGCUCGCUGGUGAAUGGUCCUACACCGGCUUUAUUGAAGUAUCUCCGAAGUAGAGUCUCUGCUGAUGAAGGGUCUGCUUCCACUUCCUUGAAAGAAGAUGUAAUUGUCAAGGCAGCUCGGCUCUCUCUCUCUUCCAAGGAACUUUCUCUAACUGGAUUGGGUUUGGUCUCAGUUCCACCUUCAGUUUGCGAAUCAAGUGAUAUUGUAAAAGUUGAUCUUUCUAGAAAUUCCAUUCAAGGGCUACCUGACGAGCUUUCAUCAUGUAGCUCCCUUCAGACUCUGAUAUUGUCGGGGAAUAAAUUGAAGGAAUGGCCUGGUUCAGUCCUAAGCUCUCUCCCUAAUCUGUUAUGUUUAAAGUUGGACAACAAUCCCCUUACAAAGAUCCCUUCAGAUGCAUUUGGAGCUCUCUCGAAACUCCAAAUACUGGAUUUGAGUGGUAACGCUACUUCAUUACCACAACCUCCUGCAUUCUCUAGCUUACUCCAGUUGCAAGAGCUUUACCUGAGGCGUAUGCAACUACAUGAUAUCCCUUCAGAUUUACUAUGCUUACAACAGCUGCGGAUUCUUGAUUUGAGCCAAAAUUCACUUGUAUCAAUACCAAAGGAAUUUGGGAGAUUUACAUCUCUCAUUGAGCUUAACCUUUCUGACAACAACAUCUCAAUGAUUCCACCGCAGCUGGGUUUACUGGAAGAUAGCUUACAGGCUUUGAGACUCGAUGGGAAUCCAUUGAGAAGCAUACGACGUGCCAUUUUGGAUCGUGGAACCAAAGGAGUUUUGAGUUAUUUGAAGGAACGGAUUCCAGAGUAGUAAUUUCACAAUAGCUCAUGUUUGGAUGUUCCUGUUAUCUUCUUAUUCCUACUUGUAUCUCUGCUGAAUUUAUUGAUUGAUUGAUUUUUCAUUUGAACCUCAGUUGAAGUUUAUUUAUUCUGUUCUGUUUGAAAAGGCCAGAAAAUUGUAUGGGUGGCUACACGGAAACCUUAUAAGCCUGAAUAAACUCUGUAUGAUACUUUUAAUUUUUUAAGUGAUAUGGCACAGGACGAAAAAUCCAGAUGUUUCUCUCCCAGAUGGACUUGGCAACAAAAGCCGAUUUGGUGACAGUUGAAAAAGGAGGUUCCAACAUGUUAAUCUCUGACCAUGGUUGAGUUGAAUGGUUAUUAUAUAUAUGAAAAAGAUAAAGAUGUAUUUUACCUACCCUUGUGGUAGCUAUUGUGGACAUUCAUUGACUUAAGUAAUGAGAUUGUUGGUGCAA
Messenger RNA from Papaver somniferum (opium poppy), 2355 nucleotides. Its product is annotated as plant intracellular Ras-group-related LRR protein 6-like. The record is from RefSeq and is a predicted model, not a curated record. Gene Ontology annotation, molecular function: protein binding. The transcript is spliced from 21 exons. Lineage: Eukaryota; Viridiplantae; Streptophyta; Magnoliopsida; Ranunculales; Papaveraceae. The coding region runs from base 165 to 1913 and encodes 582 amino acids.